Rotaria sp. Silwood2 is the source of this 450-nucleotide messenger RNA. The record is from the annotation of a GenBank genome assembly. NCBI's taxonomy places the organism in Eukaryota, Metazoa, Rotifera, Eurotatoria, Philodinida, Philodinidae.
AUGUUUGAUGAAAUAUANAAUCGAAAUCCAUCGACCAAGGAUGUGUAUAAUAUGAGUAUUGGGACAGUCAUUGAUACAACUAUCGUACAUCCAUAUCAAAAUAACUUUUAUCUUAACUCUGAUAAUGAAUUCCAAGGUGUUAAUCAUCCAUCACUUUAUCAUGUAUUAUUGGAUGAAAUAGGUUUUACUGCAGAUGAAUUACCAUUAUUAACGUAUCAUUUAUGUUUUACGGAUCCUCGAUCAUCAGCAGCUGAAGCUAUUCCAUCGGUCGUACACCAAGCCGAUAUAGCAGCAUUGAAAGCACGAGAUUUAUUUUAUGACGAUGAACGUUCAUCAGCAACAAGUGUUGGUGGACGAAGUCAACCAUUGCGCGAUCCACAACUAAGUGAUUUAGAUUUUAAAAUUCUUGAGGUACAUGAAAAUCUUAAAAAUCGACCCGUAUUUGGCUAA